GAACGCACCAUGAGGUAUCCUGGUUGGUAAUGACUCCGGCUUUGUGCCAGACUGUCACCUAAUGAACCACCCAUACCGCUCACGUUGAGGCCAGAACCGCUUGACAGAGGUCCACCACGUAGGCUUGGACUGUGCGUAGUACCAGGGCUCGCCAUCCCAGCGACAGUGAAUGGUUGUCCGUAUACGUUAUGCGGAGGUCGUGAGGAGGGGUUAUUGUAGUCUUGACCUGGAGUGGAUGAGUACGUAGGGUUAUACAUGGCGGGAGUCGUUAAGGUAUAUAUGGACAGGGCAGGAGAAGGUGAGCGGAGGAGACAAAAAGGACAAGUGACUAAGUCCUUGCAGGUGGCUGCCGCGACCUAAACAAACGCGUUUUCGCUCUAGCGCUCAUGCGCUUCAGUUGGGCGCCUGUGGUCCGAUCAUGCAUGGAGUUGCUGGUGCAGUCUGCGCAGUCAGGCUUUUGAAGACCAUAGAUUCUCAUUUGUACUGCCCUGAAAGCCUUUGGCAGUCUAUCCAUCAAACAUGGUACCGUCAUGGCUCUCUAUUUUGGCAUCCAUAGGAAUGGCAAUUGGACCCCCUCUUGUCUAUGCGGACCAGACAUACUCAAUAGUACACAGAAAGGAUGCCACAGGGUUCUCUCGUGAUGUCUGCGCCAUCCUACUGCUUGCGAAUAUUACGAGAUGUUUUUUCUGGCUUGGAAACCAUUAUGAGUUCGCGUUGUUGUUCCAAUCAUUGUUCAUGAUAGUUGCACAGUUGACUCUGUUGUACAUUUGCAUUCUGUAUCGACCUCGACUUGAGGUUCUCGGCUCUUCCUCGAGACCACUGUCCUUCUGGCAAUGGCAGAAUUAUACACAAUAUAUUGAGUUCCUGGCCGGAUUUAUUCUGUGCCAGGCUAUUCUCUAUCUCGUGUUUGGUCAAUCUGAUGUGUACAUUUCCAUCCUGGGUUUUGUUGCUCUUGGUCUGGAGAGCACGUUGCCUAUCCCUCAGCUCAUCAGUAACUAUAAGCAGAAGUCCUUGUAUGGCUUCCGUAUGUCGACGUUAUUGGGUUGGCUUGGUGGUGAUACCUUCAAGACCGUUUACUUCUUUCUGCAAGACUCACCAUUGCCUUUCAAGGUGUGCGCAAUAUUUCAAUUAUCAAUAGACUGCGCCAUCGUUGGACAGCGUAUUUACUACGGUAAUGCUCUGCCCGCAGCAGCGUUGAUGGCGGACGACGAUCUGGAGCAAGCGCUUGCUUUGGCCGAAGAGUAGUACUUGGUUCACAUUCUGUUUAGACAUAUCCUGGGGACACUUGUAUUUAUUGGAAUAGAUAGCUGCAACAACAUGCACUGUAAGGGUUGAGGGUGAUCCUGCACAGUUG
Messenger RNA from Somion occarium, 1354 nucleotides. The record is from the annotation of a GenBank genome assembly. NCBI's taxonomy places the organism in Eukaryota, Fungi, Basidiomycota, Agaricomycetes, Polyporales, Cerrenaceae.